AUGACGCCAGACGCCUUAUUCCUAUUGAUCCUAUCCGUCUGGCUUUUCAACAUCGGUUCUGCCAGCUCAACCGAUUUGCAUUCUGAACCAAACGCCACCAAAAACCACCCACACAAAAAGAGGAGGGCCGAGGACUGCGAUUGCUUCACCGUGACGGGGCCAGAUCCAGGAUACUUCCAACACUACAAGCUCUGGGACUUUCGCUCCAUUCCCGGAGUGAGACAAGCCCAUUUCAAUGCGUCAACACUGGAUGAACAGCUGGAGUCGAUCCAAUGGCCGGACUCGAUGGAGGAGGGCACUGACGAUGAGAACGACGAUGUCAGCGACGAGAAUGAAUAUCCCAACGAUGACGAGGAGGAUGAGCUUGCCAAUAAGAUGGCCAAGUCCAACGCCAAUGUUGACACUGAAGAAAGUGAGCUCGAGGCCCUGUGGUCCUUCAAGAAAGCCUUUGAAAAGGACUGGGUCAGUCAGCAAUGGCAGCGACCCAGCGGUCCUCAUGCCCCCGUCACCAUGAUCAAUUCCAAACGCAAUGUCUUCUUCGCAAAGAACCGAGAAUGGCUCGAUCAUUUGUCGACCUAUCUGGUCAUGCGCACCACUCGCCAUCGAAAUUAUACAUCCACGGCUGAAAUUGAGACCAAAGCCAGGAAUAUCUUUCACUGCUCCUUGCGCGUUCGUUUCCGCGUUCUGCCAGCCAACUUGGACUCGGAGUCUACCAUGUCCCAUUCAAACGGGAUCACUCAUUCAAAUGAAGACCUGCCAUAUCCUGGUUCCUGUGUGGGAAUCUUCACCUAUCGUGAGCCGAAUUGCGAAUCGGAUAUCGAGCUUCUUACCAAGGAUCCUCCGUCCCGGAUUCACUAUGCAAAUCAACCCGACUACGAUUUCUCCAAAGACAUGAUGAUCCCCGGGGCCAACACAGUCAUGGACCUUCCCGUUCCCUGGACCACUUGGUCUGUCCAUCGCCUCGACUGGUUGUCGAACGUCUCGCGCUGGUGGGCAGAUGGCGAGGCUCAAGACUCCAAGACAUAUCGCGUACCAGACUUGCCUAGUUGGCUGAUGAUCAAUCUCUGGAGCGACGGUGGAGUAUGGACGGGCGAUCUACCACUCGGCGACAGUGUUUUCAUGGCAAUUGAGUAUAUCGAGGUGGCGUACAACAUCUCUGCCGAUGACUGGCAAAAGUCUCCGCCACCCAUGUCCCAACGACACGGCGGACAUCAAUAUCUCGCUUCAGGGAAUGUGGCCUCUUUGGCCGAAGGGAGUCAUUGGCCAGAAGCCGACUCGGAACCCAGCGCGGAGAUCAUCGAUGGCGCCAUGUUUAAGAAAUGCAAAAAGGGCCGCAAGGGUCGCAAGUGUCGCAAGAAUCGAAAGAAGAAGAAGCAUGGCAAGAAACCCAAACACCCUCAUCAGAAACAUCGGCCCUCCCGGUGUGAACGAAUGUGCAACAUUGAUGAAUGGCAUUUUGCAAAUGGUGGUCUGAUGGGCUAA
This is a messenger RNA of Penicillium oxalicum, 1482 nucleotides long. RefSeq names its product glycoside hydrolase family 16 protein. The transcript has a single exon. The record is from RefSeq and is a predicted model, not a curated record. NCBI's taxonomy places the organism in Eukaryota, Fungi, Ascomycota, Eurotiomycetes, Eurotiales, Aspergillaceae. The coding region runs from base 1 to 1482 and encodes 493 amino acids.